This is a messenger RNA of Amoebophrya sp. A120, 7807 nucleotides long. The record is from the annotation of a GenBank genome assembly. Lineage: Eukaryota; Dinophyceae; Syndiniales; Amoebophryaceae.
AUUUCGCCCGCCCUAAUUAUGUCAGUUUCGCUUCGAACAUCAACAGUCUGAGGUCCUCCUGAAACCAAAAGUAAUCUUCUACAGUUACCCUACCUCAAACGAGGAGCGUUCUCGUCAUAACAACAAGUUUAUCCUCAUCUGCCUCUUCACAGGCACAAGCAAAAUUCAAGAAAUUGAAAACAAGGAGGGAAAAUAAACAAAAUCAUGUCUACUAGCCACGAACUCUAUAGCUCCGCCCGGCGACCCCCAGCACCGAGCGGUGUCCGGGUUCGAGGCACGUCGAACACAGCGUCGGCACGAGGAUCUUCGUCCUGCAAGCGGCCAAACAGCUACGACAACAGCGGCAGUGUGCGGCCUGCAUCUUCUGUGUCGGCUCGAAAACUGCAAACCGAAGCGUCCCUUAUUGCGUCGGUGAAGAUGAAAUCCGUGUUGCCCCCCGCUGGAAAUAACGCUAGCUACAUCGCGCAGAAGAACCAUAGAGUUGCUGGCGCUGGUCCGCGCGUCAAUGACGACAGGACCAGCGAUAAACAUAACCAUCAAUCGGAAUUCUUGCCGCUUGCACAUGCUCCUAGUGAAACAAAUGUCGUUGCGGUUGUCGCACCUGUGGUUACUGUGCCCAAACCGAAUCCAACGGUUGUUAGCAAGACGGCGCAAUUAUACCAGGAUGCCGAUCAAACCUCGACCUGGAACACGGAAUUGCAGAAUCUCUUACGGGAGAACGCGCAUCUGCACGCGGAGUUGCGGAACGCCAGUACGCGAUUGGAAAAACUGGAGAAAAGUAGUGAAACGAAGACACUGACUACGGCGGUGUCGCAAACGGACAUUACCCACCGGGAAGAACUUGGUGGCAUCGACAGCGACCGGGCGUUGAAAUCUGCAUUGCAGGAGCUACAGGGCCUGCAUGAACAGUCGGAAGUUGAAAAGAAACUCUUCGUAUUGAUGGCUAUUGGUGCUUUUCCUUCGUGAAUAGCAUGUUGCUGUUCGGUGUUGUUGUUCAUGCCUUUGUACUUCUUCUACCUCCACAUAGUACGCAUAAAUUGUUUACAUGUGCUUCCAUUUUCCCAAAUACCACAACUACAGGACCGCGAACGAAAAGCGCUCGAAUCCAAGCUCCGCCAAGUCGCGGAACACCACGCCGCGGUGGAGACGAAGUUACGAGAGGCGGAAACGAAACAGAAAGCGUCCCACGUCAACCACAAGUUCGAACUGCAACACGUCCAGCAACACGCCGAACGGAAAAUCGAGGCUGCGGCGCUAACCCUGAAAGCAGGUUUCGACACGCAGGUCAAGCGGAUGCACGGCCGCUCGAUGCAGCAGCAAAAGCAGUUCGCGAAAACGGCCUUCAAGGCCUGGCGUUCCGUCGGGAAGAAACGAGAGAAGAACGGCUUCACCAUCGAAAAGUGGUCGGAGCGGCUCCGCGGGAUAGCGACCUGCAGUGGAACCUUCCACGCGUGGAGCUCCGUCGCCGCGAAGAGGCGGCAGCGGAAACAGCAGGUGGAAAUGGCGGAAAAGUUGCAAAUGAAGAAUUUCUUGAAGAGCGCGCGCGCAGUCGGCGGCGGUUUUGUUGGAGGUACAACUACUGUGACCUGCAACUUCUCGCGAAAGUCCAACGCGUUCGUUCUCUGGAAGGAAGCGUCGGAGCGUGUGUCGAAGCGCAACUCCCACUUGAAGCACCUGCUCUUCUCGCAGAAAAAACUGUCAAAGAAUUCGCAGAAAGGCGUCUUCAGUGCCUGGAAAUCGCUAGUGAAGAAUCACAAGCAGCAACGGAAUCUGCGGUCGGAAGUUUUGCAGAACAAAGAGACGCUUCUACUCUCUCAAGCAUUUUCGAAAUGGGCGAAGAAGGCAAGUCGGAACAAAGCAGUGACAAAACUGCAGAAGCUUCAAGGAAAAGUCACGACAAGAUCGAAUAAUGAACUCUUCCUCGCAAGUACAUUCCAACUUUGGCGCAUGCAAACAACCUCGGAUCAGCAAAAAAUAGAGAAUUGUGCUUUCCAGGCGGGCGUCGUGCAGCAAAAGAUGAACCGUGUUGCCAUCCUCGAGCACCACUUCGGCAAAACCGAACUUCAUCACAUUUUCGCAAAUUGGAAGAGUCACGUGCAGAGCGUAAAUACCAACCGCAAAGCGCACUUCCAGCAAGUGGAGAAAGUUAAAAGGUUGAACUCUGCACUUCUGCGACAACAUUGCUUCGAUGAGUGGAAAAAUCUGCAGCGAGUCUAUCAAAUGCAAAAAUGUCUGGGUCUGGAAGGUUGCAACUUGUGAUGCGUGUUUCGGAUCCUACAAAGAUCUGUGAUGCAGACGUGCAAAAAGUGCCCACUUCCGGCCAUGCUGACAGGGCAUUUCUCAUGCAGAAUACGCAUCAUCAAGGAGCUGCAGAACCUGUCAUGCACAUGCUAGGCCCUGCAUAAUUCCAGACGUGGGGGAGCUUGAAAAAACUGCAUGACAAAUCUCGGAUUCUCCCAGACCCAGACAUUUUUGCAUUUGAUAGAGUCAAACUUUCCGCAAAAACCGCUCGACUCACCGCUGUCGACUUCGUCUGCAAAAAGCAACUGCAAGACCUUCAAAACGACGAGGGAAGACAAAUAUCUUCAGCGAAAAAUGCAGCGACCGCCACUGCGAUCCACCUGUUUCUCGCCUGGCGAGUUACGUCUUUAGAGCAGAAGUUGCAGACUUCCGCCACCUACCGUUCCACUAUCCUGGACCCGAUGCUGGAGAAGUGCAGCAGCAAGCAACUCCGCAACCGCAGACAUGAGCAAUUAGACGUUCUUAUCCUGAGUAAAAACGUACGCACCCCAUAGUUGUGAUGCAGAUUUGCGAUUACAGGAACAUUUGUAAUGCGCAUCUCCGUGAGAGGCAUUUACAGUCGUGUUUUGGAAUCUGUAAUGCUGUAAACAGGAUGAGAAAGUGGCUUUCUCAUGCGGCUUCCCUUGCUAACCAGCACUGCGCUGCAGAUGGAGACUUGUCAUGCACAACUCCCAAACCUUGAAGAUUUGCGUUGCAGAUUUCCCAACUUGACUAUGGGGUGGGGACGUUUUUACUCAGGAUAGUUCUCCAGCGUUUGUGCUUCCUCGCCUGGAAAUUGGACGUCAACGAGGAGAAGCGGAUGCGGAGGGAUUUGGCGGGCCGGUCCCGUGUCGCAAACCUCUGCGCUUUGCGCUCCAGCAGGCGGGUGCUGUCCCGCGUGUUCACCAAUUGGCACUGCAGUGUGGAAUAUGGAUUGCAAAAAUGUCUGGGUCUCGAAGGUUGCCAGAUUUGUCAUGCAGGUUUUCCAUGACCCAUGAGGUCUCGGUCUGGCAUGUAGGACAUAGCAUGACAGACUCUGUGAGACCUUUCUAAUGCCUAUCCUGCACGAGAAACUGCCUCUCGACUAGAUCAAAAGCGCGCAACUUUUGGCAAUCAUGCAACACAGUUUUUUGCCUCAUGCAGAUUUAGCAUGACAAGUUGCAAUCAUCCAGACCCAAACAUUUUUGCACUUGAUAUGGAAAACCAGCUGUACCAGCGGAAGGCCGAUAAGGAAUUGGAAAAGCACUUCCAGAAGGCCGCUUUUGCGAUCGCGAAAGGGGCGCUCGCGGUUGGUGGAGGCGCAGACCCAGAACAACUGCAGGAAACCUCCUUUGCCACGACCACCGCAGCGAGCAACUGGGGAGCCGCCACUACAGCUUCGAAUAGCAGUCAAAGUCUGGCGAGUCCCUCCCGUCUGUCGGAAAUCAAGGCUGCGGCUGGAGAAAAUGGUCUGGUGGAAGAUCCGAGUCUUGCUUCGUCGCAAAGUCUUGUCUACACAACGCCGAUGAAUUCGUUAAACGAACAGACACGCAAGAGCCUCGCAGCAUCCAUGGAUCGGUUUCCGACACUGCUCGCCGACGGUUCGCCGGUGGUUAAUAUCCAGCAGCAACAGCAGUGGAACACGAAAAAGCACUUUGAACAAAGCAAACACAAUCAGCAGACACGUACCGUUGAAAACGCAGCACCUGUUCAUCCAGCGUUUCCGAAACAGCUCCAAACGUCGAGAAUCGUCGAGAAAAAACCGACCACGACCAUGGAUCAGUUGUGCAACCACGUGCGGCACAUGUUCGGCCAGGUGCUGGUCGUCCGGCAGCAACGGAGUUGGUGCGGAGUGGUCUUGCGCGAGUGGCGGCAACAAGUGACCAAGCAAACCGUUCUGCGGAAGGCAGCAGUUGUCAAGGCGGAGGCGCAAAUUGAAAACCAUUCCACCACUUUGCAGCACUCCGUCAUCCGCAUCUGGGCGCGCGAAACGCUGCUGAACCGUUGCGAGCGUGCCGCGGAAAUGGUGAAAAGGUCUAAGGGAAAUGCAAUGACCGCGGCCGCGUCCGCAAUGGCGGCGUCCCAUGCAAAAGCCAUGCUGGAGUUCUGUUUCCGCCUGUGGUCCAACCUUCUCGCGGAGAAAAAGCGAAUAGUGGCUUUGGAAAAGCAAUCUACUGCGUUCGAAAAGUUGCAGAAGCUGACCGGCACCUCGACUUUGUUUUCCGACAACAAUCCGAAGCAAAAAAUGCUGAAACUCUUCAAGGGAUGGAACACUGCUCUACUCCAGCGAAAGCAGCAGAGUCUGUUAAAGGACCGACUGGCCGCCCUCGCGAGGAUGCACGUCUCGACGUAUGAGAAGCUUUCCGCGGAGGAACGCAGUGACGCGUAUUUACUCUCUACCCUGUUUCACACCUGGUCUCGGGAAACGGUCAUCGGAAAAUUAACCGCCGCGCACAAGCUUCAGCUCCAGCAGUCUUCGGAUUCGAAGAAGGCGAGCGAAGCGGCGCACGCGGCCAAGUUGCUGAAGUUCUUCGUGCCGGCGGAGGAUAAAGCCGGCAGAACCACCGAUCUUCUCCUUUUCUUCACCAACUGGAAGGAACAGACCAAAACCGAGAUUGUCGCGAACCUGAAGCGCGACCAACAAAAGCUCUGGCCCCGGGCGCUAAAGUCGUUUGAAACGCUGAAGCUGCAGCACGCGUCGGCGCUGGUUACGGACUGCUUCGCGACUUGGAAAGAGGAAACGUGCGACAAAAAACGGAAAGACGAACAGUUGGCGCUGACUUUGAAGGCCCGGGAAGCGGGGUUGGCCAGGUUGCGGUGGUGGUUCGGGGAUCAGUACAUGCUCAGGACGGCGUUUUUGUCCUGGACGGAAGCAGUUUUGGCGGAAAAGCAGCAAAAGUUCAAGAACCGGCUGACAAACCUCGGGGUGAGCAAGUUGCGGACGGUGUUCUCCACUAGUGAGGAUCAGUUGCUACGUGACUGCUUUACUAGCUGGUUUGUGACCACGAAGGAAGAAAUUCAAGUCGUGCAAAUGAACUUGUUGAAAGACUCGCUGAAUGAAAACCGGACAAACCACGCAGUGCAGAAGUUGAAACAACUUUUCUUCCAGCACUCCGACAAACGACAGUUACUCCAAGCUGUACUUCUCAACUGGAAGGAAGUGGUCGACGCGGAAAUCGCCACACGUCACGUCGAAUCGCUGCAGACCAAAGUGAAAACGGUUGCGCAGGAGGCGGCUUUUGCGAAGUUGAAAAACACGUUUGGCCGGCUGUCGCUCCUGUGCUCCACUGCAACGGAUGGGGACAAGAAGUGCGCCUUGCAGUUGUUUUUCGACACCUGGGCGGAAAAGGCGAACGAAUCGAGGAAAAACGCCAGCAAACUCGCAACCGUGUUUGCCCUGGUCGCUGCGCAAAACGACCAUGCGGUUUUGUUGCACUUCUUCAAAUCUUGGACCUGCUCGGUGAGUGCCAAUCCGCUGAAGGUCGCGCGCGCGGAGAAGCGGAAGGGCGAUUUGCAGAAGAAGGAAAUCUCGUUUUCAACUUGGUUGACCUGUAGUUUGCACACCCGGCUAGAGAAAGCGAAGAAAACAAUGACGGAGAACUUACUGACGCGUCAGGAGAACAACCCGAGUAGUCGUUCAUUGGUCAAGAAAGCGGUUUUGCUGGCUUGGGGCUCGGUCCUGAAAGAGCAGAAAGUGGAGAAGUUGCGGUUUCUCGCAAAGGAGUCUGCUGCGGCAUUUUUUGUUCGGGGGAAAAACAGAGAUGAACAAUCCUGCAAAGUCGAAGUCUUACAACUCUGGAAAGAAUUUGCUGUAGAAAAGAAGCACAAGCAGCAGCUGGACACCGCUUUCCAGGCGCACUUGAAGGAAAAGUCCGCCUUGCUGCAGAAACAGUGGGUCAUUGUCGAAAGCGCCGCUUUGAACUGGGUCUUCCUUCGUUGGCGGCACGCGACGUUGUUGCAGAAAAUGCAGAAAAGUGACAACUGCCAUUCCCACGAAGCGAAGCAUUUGGAAACGAGCGCCAACCGCUUGGCGAACACUUUACUCGAGUUUCAGGUGGCGCACGACAAGAGCGAGACGGUGGUGAGUAAGUUGUCCUGGAAAGUCUUUUCACUUCACAAAUGCCUUCGGGUCUUCGAUGCGUGGAAACUGGCAAGUUCGUCGAGCAAAACCGAGAAAAAGCAGAAGCAGUUAAAAAGCACCACUGCUGUUUUGAAAACAAAGUACCGCCAAACCGUCUUGAAGCUGCAGUGUUUCCACGCGUGGGUAGCACUCGCAACAGCGGAUAAGCAGAAAAACAACAAAGAACAAAUGCUGACCCGCUUGAAUAAUCUGGGUGAAACCACCGCGGAGAAAAAGUUGAUGUCCACCAUCUUCCACUCCUGGAAAACGAACGCGACGAGGAAAAAAGCGGUACAUCUCCAUUUCCAGAACCUAACGACCACACGUUCCGACCAGCUGGUACAAACCUUCUUUGCCGCCUGGCUCAACACCACUCUGCAAACCAACCUUCACCACCUGCAGCGGCACACAAUCCGGUCGCGGAAGAGCAUCCAGCGGAUCGGGAUGGCGCUCACCGCCGGAGUGGAAGCUUUGAUUUGCCGACAAGUGCUGCGGAACUGGUGGACGCGAAGUUGUGUGCGGGGGAAGAUGAUCAAGCAACAAGUCGCCGGAAAGGUAGAACGAGAAAACGUUUUGCUUUUGUCACAGACGCUCCGUGGUUGGAAAGACAUGAUGGUGCACAGGAAAUCGGAGGAGAAGUUGACCCGGUCGAAAAUGGAGAAGUGCGAAGCGGUCGAAAAAGCUUGUAGCUUAGCCGAGCGGGAAAGAAACACUGCUGUUUUAAGUGAAUGCUUCUUCGCUGUAAAAGUCUACGCGAAAAACCGCCGAAAGAUUUUUUUCCUCGUCGACGAGUUGCGGCAGCAAGCAAACGCGACUCUGUUGCAACAGGCGGUUUCUUCUUGGCGAAAUGCCGUGUCUGGUACGCGUUUGCGGAGGAAAAUAUCGCAGCAGCACCACCACUUCGCUGGACAGGAUGACGCUGUCUACUCGCAUUCUCUCGUCGCAGCCUGGCGUGCGGUGACUGCUUCUGCCAAGCACUGUCGCGCGAGUGUUGGACAAACUGUCAGUAAGAAAACCGACCAACUGGUCAAAUCCUCCGUUUUCCUCGCCUGGCAUGGGCAAACUCUUCAUCGCAAAUCCUUGCAUACCGCGCAACUCAACUUCGUCUCCAAGCUGCAGAAAGUGAAGCACCAGCUCCACCUGCUCCAGCAAGAGAACCUCCGGCAGGACCUUUUCCAAAACUGGGCCCGUGUCAUGCGCAUCCGUCGCACGCUGCGUCUGCGUCGCGACGAGAGGCGGCAGACCCGGAUCACGGCGCUGUUCAUGCUGUGGCGCUCCCGAGCGCGGGCGCAAAAAGCGGAGCGCCAGUGGAAAGUCGCGUCCGGAGGCGCGUUCCCAGCGGGGGAAUACGGGUGUGGCAGUGGUGCUGAUGAUCCGUUACUGUCUUCGUCGGCAAGCAGUAGUUCUUGUUUUGAUCUCCAAAUCUAA